Pseudophryne corroboree (corroboree frog) is the source of this 1497-nucleotide messenger RNA. Its product is annotated as glutathione S-transferase theta-1-like. Lineage: Eukaryota; Metazoa; Chordata; Amphibia; Anura; Myobatrachidae. The transcript is spliced from 6 exons. Gene Ontology annotation, biological process: glutathione metabolic process. Gene Ontology annotation, cellular component: cytoplasm. Gene Ontology annotation, molecular function: glutathione transferase activity. The coding region runs from base 579 to 1034 and encodes 151 amino acids. The record is from RefSeq and is a predicted model, not a curated record.
AUUUGCCUCACUGAUGGGGCUGUGCCUUCUGCUCACACUAAAGCACGCCCCCUGCCAGUCAUUCGACAACAGAUCCAUCACUGCUUCUGAGGAAAUGGUCAGUGAGUAAAGAAACACCCCCAUACUGUGACUAUUGCGGAAGCCACCACAGCACACUGACUGCUGCAGCCGGGGCAGUGAAGGGUUUCCGGCAUAUUUAUCUUCUCAGCUGAUCUGCAUGACCCCUAUCAGGAGCCUCGAGGCUGCUAACAUCCCGGAACACAGCAGAGCUGUGCACACAUGGACACCAAAGUUUUGGUGGUGGUUAUUUCAGUCAUUUGUUUAUAUUCACCAUGGCAAUCUACACAGUUCAGUGUGACUAGCUUCAGGGCAGUCCCAUAUGUGAUGUCAGUCCGCUGGACAUCCAGGAAGCCAUUGGCAUAGAUUUUGUUCGCCGGGGUGUAUAUAAGGGGACCAUUUAAGUGAAGAUUACUUCAAGGUGAAUCCACUACGUAAGGUUCCAGUGCUCAAGGAUGGAGACUUAACAAUGUCUGAGAGGUGAAAAACAAAGCAACCCCUACAAGACUUUAGACACUGCCAUGCUGCUUUAUAUGGUAAACAAGUAUAAGACCCCUGAUCACUGGUAUCCAUCUGACAUAAGGAAGCGUGCCCAGGUUGACGAAUAUCUUGCUUGGCAGCAUUUAAGUACACGUCCACUUGUAUCAAAGCUAUUUUGGAUCAAGGCAAUGACUCCUUAUCUUCUGGGUCAUGAAGCCACAUCUGACAAGCUGGAUCCUGUGGUGACAAAAUUCAAUAAUACCUUGAAGAAUAUAGAAGAAUACUUUUUACAGGACAAACCCUUUCUGGCUGGUGAUGAGAUCUCUAUCGCUGACCUGGUGGCUAUUGUGGAGAUUAUGCAGCCAGUUGGUGCGGGAAUUGAUGUUUUUGAGGACAAACCAAAGUUGUCAGCCUGGAAGCACAGAGUGGAGGAGGCAGUAGGGGCAGAGCUCUUCAAAGACGCACAUGAAGCUGUACUGCAUGCCAAAGAUUUGUAGAAUCAGCCCAUUCCUCCAGAACUUAAGGAGCGAUUUAAAACCAAGCUAUUCUAUUACCUUCAUCACUAGAUUAGCCAAAUGUGCCCCAAUGUAUUACCGCAGUAACUGACCUUUUGAAGUAAACAGAUCUGUGGAAAGCCUGGCUAUCCUGCACUUCUUCUAGUAACUUGCAAUACAUACGCAGUAGUAACUUAAAUGUGAAAGUGACUUCAUCUAGCAGCUGGGAUCACCUAGCAGUAGCUUUUUUUCACAUGUAUUUAUUCUAACACAACAUUACCAACAUAAGCUCUCAGCUAGCAGUGCAGUUUCCCUCUCUAGCACCAAACUGUAGAAACUGAAUGCCGUAUGCUUGUAAUAAUGGGUAAUAUUAUACCACUUCCUGACCAGGUUCAGACUAAGGUUUGUGAAAGCUCCAGGGUAACUAACUUGUGGAGGCCCUUACUAAUAAAAUUGUCAUUAUUUG